CUUAAAAGCAAUAGCCUAUUGCGUAUUCAUAUAUCUCAUACGUGAUGCAUAAAUUCCUUGCAAAUUAAGAACUUUUCUGGUCUUUGUCAACUUCUCCUUUAUCUUGGUGGUUACAAAAAGACAGAGAAAAGGUGGAAGAAUGUUUGUUUUUUUCUGAUAAGGAAGUGUAACUUUUUAUGGGCCCCCUUUGCUGACAUCUCUGUGUGUAGAGUUUCUUGAUUAUCUCAUCUUCCUGCUUGAGCUUGUAACAAAUCCUAUAUCACAGAGUUUCUAUUUUAACGUUAUGUUGUAACCUAAAACUACAUUUAACACCUGCAGGGACGGGGACUUCACCACCGCCUCCCUGGGCAGUCACACAAGCCCAAAAGGAGCAAGGUUUGAAUGGAGCACAGUGGGCCUGCUCCUGCUAUUCCUCAUCCUGCUUUAUGUUCAUUUCCUUUUUAUGACCAUAAAAAAUUUCAUUUUUAUGCAUCAAUAGUUUCUCAAUCAGAUUAGACAAGGAAUCUUUAAAAUGUGGAAAUAAAGGACAAAAACACCCAUGGGAAUUUCAUGUUCAUUUAUCCCCAUGUUCCAUCUCCCAGAUCUUUUGCAUAAACUUCAGCAUCUAUUAUCAAGAAAUUAUAAAAAAAUUGUGCCUUUCUCCUUCACUUUGGAAGGAAAACAGAAAAAAAACAGGAAGUCUGUUUUCUUAAGAGCCCUUGGAUUUCUCAUCCAUUUGAUUUCCAUUCCCCCAGGAUGAACUACAUGUUUCGAAUACAGUCAGGCAAAGAAAGUGGCUCAAGUUGUUCCCUUAGCUAGGAGUUUCCUAAGAGGAAAUUAUUUAUAAACUGUAUAGACUCAAGUCUUAGGAACUGCCUCACAGCAGAAUGAUAUCACUAGAAAGUACUAGAAAAUUAACCCAGAAAAACAAAAAAAACUAGGCAAAAUAAAAAUGAUCCAUGGCAGAAGCUCAAUAGCUGUAUAAUUAUAUUGCAACUAUAUAAUGAUGUUAGAUAUGCCAAAUUUCACUGUGACACGUGAAAUACAAGUUUCGCCAAGUGCCAGAAACGACACGCAAGUACAAAGGGCAGGUAAUAACCUACAAUACAUUGUUUCAGUGAGGGGGUCUUAACGCAAAUCCUGUGGAACAACUGGAUUAAUUUUCAACUCGCUCCAACAAUUAGCAGAUCGCGGGUUUGUAAAAAUCCCUAUUUAUUGACCCCGAUGCAUGCUGGGACUUGUAGUCGGGGCACCGCUGCCGGCAGCUGUAACCCUGCUUGUGAUUGGCUGGUGGUGCCGAAUCGCUGCGCGGAGCCAAUGAGUGGGCGGGGUAUUGGGGAGUCGCGGACUCCAGGGCCCGGCCCAGAGAAGCAUCAGCCGCCUCGGCGUGGGCAGAUCCGGAGUUCUCCUGUCCCUGCCCCUGUCCUGCCCCGUUCGGCUCUGUCCCGUCCCGUCCCGGAUGGCCACGAUCUCUCGGGCACCCGCGGGCCGAGGGCAGGGCUACGGCCAUGGACCCCGCGGGAGCAGCAGCCGUGGUGACCUCAGGGUGGGCACGGGGCUGGAGGAGGCUGGAAGGGCUCUGUCCCAGCACGGCAGGUUCCUGACGGUGAGCGAUGGGAGCGCUGCUGGGGUGCAGCGGGGCCGGAGGCCGGGAGAUGCCGUCGGGGCAGGGAGCGGCCGUGCAGCCCCGAGCGCCGCCCGCACGCGCCUCAGCUCCGUCCUCAACAAAGUGGCACAGCUGGAAAGCAAAGUCAUGGCGCACAAAAAGCACCUGGAAUUGCACAACACUGACUCGGGCAUGAGGCCUUUGGCUGAGGAGUGCACCUCGUCUGCCUCUGGGCACGAAGGUGGUGCCAGGGGCAAGAAGUACUGGAAGAAGAAUUAUGGUAGCACCAGUGGGAGUGGGACCCACAGAGAUGCCUGUUCUGAGGAAGAGGAGAGCAUGCAAAGCCCUAAAAGGAGUGUCAUGGUUAAACAACAGCUUGAUCUGGAUAGUGAUGAAGAGGAAAUGAGAGAAUUGAUGGAGAGCUCUUUGGGGUUUUCCACUGGAAGUGAGAAACAGAAGGUUCUGAGCAAGACUCCAGUUCCAUCAGGAAAGGCUCCUCCACCUCGUAAGGAAGUUUCAUCAGCAGAGUCAUCUAAAGCAUCUUCUUUUCACAACAAAGACUCAGAGCAAAGUGUGUUUGGUAGAGUUAAUUCACCAGCCCCUUCACCCACCAGCAGAAAUCUGUCAGGACAUACCACGAGACCUCGAUUGCUGUCAUCUUCCAUGAAAGACAACACUGUGAAGAGUGCUCUGCCUGCAACAGGCUACACCAAGCAAAUCCAAGAAUCCCUUGAAAGUGACAGAAGUGAAAUAAAAUCAUUAGAUGAAUUAUUUUCUGAAGGAGCUGAUGGAGAAGAUCUAUCCAGCAGCAGCUUGAAAUACUUUGGACUGAAUAUCCUGAGCCUCGAUGAUUUGGCACCUGAUACUACCAGUAAGGCAGAAGAAUUAAAGCAGAAUGAAAAAGACAUCCAAUUUACACAAGAAUCAAAGAAAUAUGUGAAAAAAGAUACAUUGCUGGUGGAAGAGGACCAGGCUGCUCUAAAAAUGACCAGUGCAAUAACUGGUGUGAGUGAUUCUUCUGAAGAGGAGGUUGAAAAAUGUAUCUCUGAAGCUGAAAUCUCUGAACAUUUAAGUGGAGUUUCCUCAGAUCUCCCUCCACACAAACAGGAUUAUCUUAAUCAGAAUGAAAGUACUGUUAAUUCCGAAUAUUCUGAAGACUUUGAAAGGUCUCUGUCUACACCAGACAGGCAAUCUGGAGAGGGACGAGCUGAGAGCUGCAGUUCUGGAGCACACCCAUCUUCGGGGCCAUCCCCGUUGGUCACCGCGGGGCAGCACAGCCGGGGGCACCGAGUGAGCGUCACAGAAACCGGAGUGCAGACAGCAGAGCCGCCCUGCACCGCCUGCCGCGCCAAGGGCUGUGCAGUGGUUUUAGGGCAGCUGCUGUCCCAAGAAAUUGCAGGAGAGCCAAGCAGCAGCACUAAAGCUUUCCCCUCUGCCCAGAGUAAUUCUGAUGCUAUCCUGUGCACAGCAAACCCUGCUGCAGUGCUCGGCCCCGCUCUGGGAACCAGCUACAUCGAUCCAGUGCCAAUUGCCAGUCACGUCAUCAGCAUGGAUGCAGUAGAAGCCCUGACCGCGUACAGCCCCUCCGUUCUCCUCUUACACACCAUGUGCAAGCAGCACCUGAUGCUGACCCAGCAGUUUGUGGAGAGCAUUCACCACCUUCACACAGCCCUCGUGGAGUCACUAGAGCAUGAGAAGUUCCACUACCACACCCUGGAAGAGGCUAAAGAGUACAUCAAGAAUCACAAAUCACCACCUCUAACAAUUGAGCAAGCGCUUGAAGAAAUUCGGAGAGCCCAGGAGAACUGCUUGGACAGUUAUUGAACUUUAAGUGACGUUUAUAUUCACGGCUCUAAGGCUGAAACAAUAAACCUUUCCAAGUUGCACAGAAAAAA
Taeniopygia guttata (zebra finch) is the source of this 3480-nucleotide messenger RNA. It is a transcript of the gene C28H19orf44, whose product is annotated as chromosome 28 C19orf44 homolog. The record is from RefSeq and is a predicted model, not a curated record. NCBI's taxonomy places the organism in Eukaryota, Metazoa, Chordata, Aves, Passeriformes, Estrildidae.